UGUCCAGCACGUGGGGUGGAAAAAAGUGGCUCAAAGAAUGGAACCGAAUCUGUGUGCCCUUACUCUGAAGAAUACAGGGGGCUCAGAUGAGCGUGAGAGAACCUGCUCUCUGCUCCCACCCAAUGCAAGGAUGAGGCUCCCACUGGAGUAACAGGUGUUGAGUUCGGAACCCGGCUGUGCUCCUCACACCCAGUAAAAACUUGAGUCCUUAACAGACAAACCCAGAAAAAGGGCAGGGGAAAGGGUGUAACAUUCAUACCACAUGGACAGACUGUUGGCAGCCAGAAGUCAGGCUUUUAUCCGCAGAUGAUACUGAAUUUGUGUCUCAAGCCUUCUGAAGGAAAGGCAAGACCAGAACAGUAGGUUGACCAAAGCUUACGGACAAAGGAAAGGAAUUAGAACUGAGAAGAGGACACCUCUUGAUGCAAAGCCUCGGAGGUAUUGUGAUGGCAGCAUCUUGGAAUUUCAUGAGAGUAGUUCAUUAUUCCAAAACUGUUUUGUCACAGGGAGUCCAGAUAGGAGGAAUCACCAGUGAUUUGGGGCAUGCCUUGUCCAGGACUAUAACUUCAAGUUUUGUUGCCAAAACACCCACAUCAAAUACAGUGGAACUGCUUGGUAAAGCAUACCCUCGAGAUGACUACAGCAAUGUCACAGAGAAAAUUCUCUCCAAGGUGGGAAAGAACUUGCACAACCAACGAUACCACCCUUUGUGGCUGAUCAAAGAGCGAAUAAAGGAUCAUUUUUACAAGCAGUAUAUAGGACGCUUUGGGACCCCACUCUUUUCUGUUUAUGAUGAUCUGUCCCCGGUGGUUACAGUGGAGCAGAACUUUGACAGAUUGCUUAUCCCACAAGACCACCCCAGCAGGAGGAAAGGGGAAAACUACUACAUGAAUCACAUUCACAUGCUAAGAGCACAUACGUCGGCUCACCAGUGGGACUUGAUGCACUCAGGGCUGGAUGCCUUUCUAGUUGUGGGAGAUGUCUACCGCCGCGAUACGAUUGAUAGCAGCCACUACCCAAUCUUUCACCAGAUGGAAGGAGUGCGGCUCUUCUCCAAUCAUGAGUUGUUCAGCAACAUCAAAGAUGGAGAAAGUUUACAGUUGUUUGAGCAAGGGCAUCGCACAGCACACAAGCAGGAGACACACACCAUGGAGGCAGUGCGGCUGGUGGAAUUCAAUCUAAAACAAGUGCUCACAAAGCUUGUGACUAAUCUCUUUGGUGAUGGACUGGAAAUUAGAUGGGUAGACUGCUACUUCCCGUUUACACACCCUUCCUUUGAGAUGGAGAUCAACUUCCAAGGAGAAUGGAUGGAGGUGCUGGGCUGUGGGGUCAUGGAGCAACAACUAGUUAACUCAGUGAUGAUCAUGUACUGUUUCAAGAGCAACAGCAAUUAA
Chrysemys picta bellii (western painted turtle) is the source of this 1394-nucleotide messenger RNA. NCBI's taxonomy places the organism in Eukaryota, Metazoa, Chordata, Testudines, Emydidae. The record is from RefSeq and is a predicted model, not a curated record.